UCAAACGGAACGCCUCCUUCACAUUUCCGCGAUGUCUGACAUCCAGCCCUGCCUCAGCAUAGGAAGUCGAGCACGCGCACACUAACAUUGACAGACCAUUUACAGUUAAUAAGAUACAAUGAGCGAAAUAAAACAAACAGAAGUGGCUACAACUGACAAAAAGGAAGCUUUAGCAGAGGAAAAGGACUGGGCAGCUGCUAAGGCGCACUUUGAAAACUUAAAAUCAACCAAACCGAGACCCCCCAAGCCGAAAUAUGCAGUUACUAUCGCAGUUUCUUCCCGUACCUUGUUUGAUAUGGUGGCAGAAAGGAAGAUAUUUGAGGAAGAAGGACUGGAGAAGUAUGUUCAACAUCAGCAAGAGCACGAGAACGAGCCUCUGAAACAAGGACCCGCCUUUCCUUUCGUUAAAGCACUGAUGACUGUAAAUGAACGGCUGAGGAAUCUCUAUCCAGACAGUGAAGAGCUGUUUGACAUUGUUCUCAUGACCAAUAAUCACGCCCAAGUUGGGGUGCGACUCAUGAACAGCAUAAAUCACUAUGAUUUGACGAUAGAGCGAUUUUGCAUGACUGGAGGUCAGAGCCCAAUUGGCUACCUCAAGGCCUACAUGACUAACCUAUAUCUCUCCAAAGACUCCAAGAAAGUCCAGGAGGCCAUUGAGGAGGGAAUAGCAGCAGCCAUCAUGUUUAAGCCUGAUGUGGAAUCUCAGCUGUCUGAGACUCAGCUGCGCGUGGCUUUCGAUGGGGAUGCUGUGCUCUUCUCUGACGAGUCUGAGAUCAUAGUGAAACAGCAUGGCCUGGACACAUUCUUUGAGCAUGAAAAACAACAUGAGAAUAAACCACUAGCACAGGGUCCCCUUAAGUGCUUUCUGGAGGCUCUAGGAAAGCUCCAGAAGAAAUUUUACGCCAAAAAUGAGCGACUGGACUGCCCUAUCCGCACCUUUUUGGUGACAGCCAGAAGUGCAGCCAGCUCUGGGGUCCGUGUGCUUAAGACACUCAGAAGCUGGGGCCUGGAGAUCGAUGAGGCUUUGUUCCUUGCUGGGGCCCCUAAAGGGCCCCUGCUGCAGAAGAUUCGCCCGCACAUAUUCUUUGACGACCAGAUGUUCCACAUUGAGGGGGCCAAGGAGAUGGGCACUAUUGCUGCCCACGUGCCAUAUGGGAUAGGACAGAAAUAUAACAAAGGGAAGCUGAUUGAACCAGAAAAGCAGCAGAAAUAAGAGACCGUAAUAAUGUUACAGAUCAGCCACAAAGGGAGUUCAUUAUAUAGCUUAUAUUGUUUAGAUGAAGACAUCUUUCUCUUACUUAAUAAUGCAAACAUGUCAUAGAAACUGCUGUGUAGAAGUAUGUUUUCUGAACAUAGUUUUUCUCACACAAAAACUUUUCUAAUGAAUUUUUUUUAUUAGCAAUAAUGC
This is a messenger RNA of Carassius carassius (crucian carp), 1408 nucleotides long. Its product is annotated as cytosolic 5'-nucleotidase 1A-like. NCBI's taxonomy places the organism in Eukaryota, Metazoa, Chordata, Actinopteri, Cypriniformes, Cyprinidae. The transcript has 6 exons. Gene Ontology annotation, biological process: nucleotide metabolic process; adenosine metabolic process. The record is from RefSeq and is a predicted model, not a curated record. The coding region runs from base 119 to 1213 and encodes 364 amino acids. Gene Ontology annotation, cellular component: cytoplasm; cytosol. Gene Ontology annotation, molecular function: magnesium ion binding; 5'-nucleotidase activity; nucleotide binding.